AUGGCCACUAUCUCAGCCAUCAAAGCUCGUCAGAUCUUCGACAGCAGAGGCAAUCCCACCGUCGAGGUUGAUUGUCAUCUUUCCAAUGGUUUGUGGGCGAGAGCUGCUGUUCCUAGUGGUGCUUCCACAGGUAUCUAUGAGGCUCUUGAAUUAAGAGAUGGAGGCUCUGACUAUCUUGGAAAGGGUGUUUCCAAGGCUGUUAACAAUGUCAACUCUAUUAUUGCCCCUGCACUUAUUGGCAAGGAUCCCACCGACCAAACUGCCAUUGACAACUUCAUGGUUCAGCAACUCGAUGGUACUCAGAAUGAGUGGGGUUGGUGCAAGCAAAAGCUUGGUGCCAAUGCCAUCCUCGCGGUGUCCCUUGCCGUAUGCAAGGCUGGUGCUGCUGUGAAAAACAUUCCGCUUUACAAGCACAUUGCUAACUUGGCUGGUAACAAGAAGUUGGUCUUACCAGUGCCAGCUUUCAAUGUUAUCAAUGGAGGAUCACAUGCAGGCAACAAACUUGCCAUGCAGGAAUUCAUGAUUCUUCCUGUUGGAGCUUCUUCAUUCAAGGAGGCUAUGAAGAUGGGAGUUGAAGUUUAUCACAACUUGAAGAGUGUGAUUAAGAAGAAGUACGGCCAAGAUGCAACUAAUGUUGGUGACGAGGGUGGUUUUGCUCCUAACAUCCAGGAGAACAAGGAAGGUCUUGAAUUGCUUAAGACUGCAAUUGCUAAAGCUGGUUACACUGGCAAAGUAGUUAUUGGUAUGGAUGUUGCUGCUUCUGAGUUUUAUGGUUCAGACAAGACUUAUGAUCUGAACUUCAAAGAAGAGAACAAUGAUGGCUCACAGAAGAUCUCAGGUGAUCAGCUCAAAGAUCUUUACAAGUCAUUUGUGUCUGAGUACCCUAUUGUUUCAAUUGAAGAUCCCUUUGACCAAGAUGACUGGGAGCACUAUGCCAAGAUGACUAAUGAAAUUGGUAAACAAGUACAAAUUGUUGGGGAUGACCUCUUGGUUACCAAUCCUAAGAGAGUCGAGAAGGCUAUCAAGGAGAAUACUUGCAAUGCUCUUCUUCUGAAGGUUAACCAAAUUGGCUCUGUUACCGAGAGUAUUGAAGCCGUAAGAAUGUCUAAGAAGGCUGGUUGGGGUGUCAUGGCCAGCCACCGCAGUGGUGAAACUGAAGAUACCUUCAUUGCUGAUCUCUCUGUGGGUUUGGCAACGGGUCAAAUCAAGACUGGAGCUCCAUGCCGAUCAGAGCGGUUGGCCAAGUAUAACCAGCUUUUGAGAAUUGAAGAGGAGCUUGGAGCUGAUGCCAUUUAUGCUGGGGCAAGCUUCAGAGCACCAGUUGAGCCAUACUAGAGUGAGUGAUUAAACAGGAAUCCGGAGUUUUUUGCGGCUGAAUUCAGCUAUUUAGCAUGAACUAAUCUUCUCAUAGGACGUUGAAUCUUUCUGAGGCUACUCCAAUAAUCAUGCUAAAGCUUUUUGGUUUUACAUACUUCGUCUUUGCUUCUCUUUUUUAAUGUUAGUAAGAUGGAAGGGUGUGAGAACUUUUGGCGUUUUUUUUUUUUUCCGUGUCUAGUGUGAUACAUUUUGAUCACUUGGGCUUCCCUGUGGGAUAAAACUCUUUAAACCGGUUACAAUUAUACUGCCUCUACUGGAACAGAAAUUGGCAGGCUUUUUCGAUCAGUUCUACACCCACAGUUCCACACACAAUCAUUUUGCCCAUGAAAGUAAUUUUAUUCAGGCCACAGAAAAUAUAUGGACAGACGGACCGUGGUUUGGUUUGCUCUGAGUUUAUACUGAUUGAACAAUCCUUCCAGCAUCAAGAUAAACUCACAAGAGAUAACAAUGAACAAACUUUAAACUAACAAGAAAUCGAGGAGUAUUAUUUGCUUUUUGGUCCAGAAUUUCACAAAUAAAAAAACUGUUCUUUUGAGCCGCUACUGGGUGGUAGAAACUUCGCACAUUAAAAGGCCAGGCAAUGAGUCAGCUGACUCGUUAGCAAAAUUAGCAUUUGAACUUAGCCCGGGUGUCACAUUUUGUCCAACCCUCCUUUUGCAACCAUACGGAAAAUGGCUAUAGAUUGGUCAGAUUCGUCUCACUCUUAAUGAGUCGCUUUUGUAUCUAUGCUUCGGCACUCUCAGUAUAUAUAAAAAAAAACUGUUCUGCGUAACAAUGUUUGCUAACACAUAUAUAAAGGAAAAACUACUACAAACCACACCCCCCGGAACACAAGCUUUCUUUGAUCUCUGUUCUGGUUCUGAGUUUCAUCAAAAGCCAUUGAGCUUCACAACACCCAUGGGAAGUUGGCUUUCUUUGAUCUCUGCUCUGGUUCUGAGUUUCAUCAAAAGCCAUUGAGCUACGCAACCCACAUAACAAGUUGACUACGAAAGAAAAGGAUCUUUGCAUUGUAUCAAAACAACAUUUAUUUGAUUCUUCUGUGUUUACUCUUCGAAUUGAAUUUAUCAAAAAAAAUAAAAUAAAUUGACACAGAAUUUUUUACUUUUAUUUUAUAAAUAACAAAUUAGGCAUAUGAUUUCAAAACCAAAGAGCUUUAAAAGGAUGUCCCAUAAAAAUGAGGAGUUACCAGUAAUUCAAUGUCAGAAAACUUAAUGAAUUUUGAAAAAUGAUGUAAUUUCAAACAAAAAAAAAAUAGAAAACAUAAAAUAUAAAAAAGUUGGUGAUUUUACCAAAACAAUUAUUAGUUUCUAAAAUAAUUUUUUCCGUUGUUUCCUAAACCACCCUUAAUUACUCCAACUUCCAAGCCCCAGUCCCAACUAGUUCAUCAUUUUUCUCACCCUUUUCCUAUCCAACAAUUUAACAUAAUCGUUCCUUUUGUGCACUUGUUUUAAUUAUUUGAUAUUUUUGGUUUAAAUUGUGCUCACUAUUAAUUUCACGCAUAAAGUUUUGAAAUCGAGGAGUCUUCAAUUUUUGUGGUUGUGUUUCCAGGGAAGAGUUCAAACUCUCGGUAGUAUAUAUUUUUGCCUCAAGAUCUUAUAAUCUUACCAGUUGUUCAAUGAAUUUGAAAAUAAAUUGGAAACAAUUAUUCCCACAAUCUCUUUACUCCCAAACUUGAACCAAAUAACUCUCAUCUUCAUCUAAGUGUUACAAAGUUGGAUUCCAACUCUUAGCCCCGUGGCUUCUGGAAAAACAAAGAAUAUAAUUCUUUGUACAUUGAACACCAUCAAAAUUAAAAGAGUUUUAAAUCAAUUACAACACAUUAUAAAAAAAAUCUUCAAUAAGAAGUAAAUUUUGUCUUUUGUUUGAAUAGUAGGGCUUGUGUUGUCUAUUUAUUAUUCUAGACUUGAAAUUACAAGUUUUGCUAUAGAUUAGUUUCUAUUUGAAUUCAUUGUUGGUUUAGGAAAAAGGAGGCAGGAGGCGGGAGGAGAGUGGUGUUUCGGAACAAACAAAGGGGUAGAAUUGAGUGAUGAAUUAAAAGGAAUUUUUUUGUCUCCUUACAACUAAUAUGUUUUUGGAUGCUAUUAUUUGUUUUGGCAACAUCAUUACCCAUGUAAAAAAUGUCAAAAAAAAAAAACUCAAAGAGUUACCUAUAAUUCAAUGUCAAAAUUCGAAAAAAAUAAAAAAUAAAAUAAAAUAAAAAUUUCAAAGAAUUACCAAUAAUACAAUGUCAAAAUUCAAAAAUAAUAAAAAAUAUAAUAAUACUGGAGUUACCAAUAAUUUAAUGUCAAAAUUUUGGCUUGUCUUCUAGCUUUGCAAGAUGCGGCAACCCUUGACUUGGAUCGGAUUCAGGUUUUCAUUGAUUGCGAGGUGCUCACAAAUGAUCGAACGUCUCCGUUGGUUCAAUCAAAAUCGCGCGAGGUUCUAUUGUUAUUAGAUAACUUAAUUUCUUCUUUUGAGGUAUGUACACUGACUAACAUGAGUAGGAAUGAUAUAAUAGAACAAUAAAUAUAGCUUAGGAUUUUACCUUAAUUAAUAAUAUAGGUAUUCUUUUCCAAAAAAAUGAAUAAAUAUAGCUUACGAUAAUUAAUAAUAUAGGUACCCUUUUCUAAAAAAUAAAAUAUAGCUUAGGAUAAUUAAUAAUAGAGGUACCCUUUUCUUAAAAAAAAUAAAUAAAUAAAAUUAGCUUCGGAUUAAUAAUAAUAUAGGUACCC
Molecule: messenger RNA, 4088 nt
Organism: Oldenlandia corymbosa var. corymbosa
Lineage: Eukaryota; Viridiplantae; Streptophyta; Magnoliopsida; Gentianales; Rubiaceae
Source: the annotation of a GenBank genome assembly